UAGCCGUUACAACCAGAAGACAAGAAAUCUCCCAGAUCUUCCAAGUCUGGCGAAAAUCUUCUCUCAAGUCUCAAAAUCUCCCAAUUCCCUCAUUAAAUAUUUCAAGAUUCUUUUGCGACCCCAGUCAUCUCCCCCGAUUCUCUUUCCCUUUUCGUAUUCCCACCAAGCCACGAAUUCUUCUGAGAAAUCCAUGGCUACAUCUUCACACAGGUCUCCUUCCCCGCAUGUAGGUAGACCAAACCCUAAUUCAAGAACCCAAGAAAAUAGCAGCGACGCUAGAAAGAGUUUCUCCGGAAACCCAGCUACAAGGCCUUCUUCGAUUGUUGCACACCCAAGAGGCUUCAACCCCACCACUCCCGCUAACAGUCCUUCAGAUUUUGGGCGAAAAAAUCCCGUUUACAAGGAAAGCCUGGCAUCGUUACGGGAUUAUGAGCAGAAAGAGAACGAGAAAGAUUCGAAUCUGAAACCUGCGCGUCUAAAGCCACCUGCUGCUUUGAAGGGCACAAAGAAUUUUAUGUCUCCAACAAUUUCUGCGGCUUCCAAGUUUACCCCAUCGCCGAGAAAGAAAAUCUUGACGGAGAGAAACGAGCCUGUUCGAACGCCUGUUUCAUUCUCUGAUGGAAAGAGCCCAUUUAGUUCCACUAACCUGUUGAAUGUUGCAGACGAUUCUGAUCCGAUGGCAUACCCGAGUUUGAAUCAAAUGAAGAAUGAAGCUUCAUCUGACUCCACAGCUACAGAGUCUUUGAAUCAAAUGAAGAAUGAAGCUUCAUCUGACUCCACAGUUACAGAGUCUGGCCACUGGGAAGCAUCCAUAUCGGAAGGCUCAAAACAACAAAUAAUCCUCAAUUCCAAGAUACCACUGAGUUCCCAAAAUGCCUCUGAAUCCUUGACUAAGACUAUAACUAUCGAAUCUAACAGCGUUGAUGCUAGUCCGAUGUCUGUACUUCCUUGUUCACCAUCAACACCAUCCCUUGCUGUAUUAGCCCCUCUUGAUGCCGAUCCUUCUCUUCCUCCUUAUGAUCCCAAGACUAACUACCUUUCACCAAGGCCUCGGUUCCUUCACUAUAGACCUAACCCACGGAUUGAGGCUUAUCUCAACAAGGAAAGAGAGGUUGGCAUGGGAGAAGGGGGCCAGCUCGGGGAUCACCUCACUUCUUUUGAAUGCUUUUCAGAUACAGAAAACAGUGAAGAGACUGAAUCUGAUGAUUCCCAGAAAGAAUAUGAGGAUGUAGUUUCUCCUGUGGAAGCAACCAAAGAAGAAGAAGAAGAAGAAGAAGACGACGACGUUCAUUUGCCUAAAGAUGUUUCUGAACCAAGGUCCAUGGCAACCCCCAAAUCUGAGGAUGUUUCUGAACUGAAGUCCAUUCCAACCAACCCGUCACCCGUCAAGAGGAUUAUUGAAGCAAAAUGCACACCUAAGCCUAAGCCAUACUUCCUUGUGGGAUCAAAAUCCAUUGGUCUGCUUUUAAUCCUUGUAAUUGCUUGUUUAUCCGUCUCAAACACUGAUUCUCCUGUCAUCAGCUACUCCACUUAUAGAGCUCAGACAUCUGAAGUGUAUCGCUCAUCAGUUGCCAAAUUCGCAGAAGCAAAUUUUGUUGGGUUAGCACAGACUUUCCAGGUUUGGUUAGCUCAAAAUGUUCGGUUCUUGUCAGCCUACUCUGUAUCUUACGUCUCCAAGUUCAUUCUUAUUUUGAGCCAUGCAGACAAAUUGGGUCCUCUGCAUUACGGUAAUUUGACUGCCUUGCACAAGGAUUUUUCGGUUGAUGAUUUCAUUGUUGUUGAUAAUAGUCACAAUAGAGGGAUGGAUGACGAGGGUGAGCAAAGUGAGUUGCGAGCUAUAGAGGAGGUAGAGGUUGGAAUAGGUCCACAUAAUAAGUUGGGACCUGUAAAGAAAGUGGUAGGGGUUGGAAUGGGGGGGCAAAAUGAGUUGAGGCCUGUAAGGGAGAACAAGUUUGAAAUGGGUUUAAUGGAAGAGCAAGACCAUCAAGUGAUUGAUGAUGUCAAUACUGAAGAGGCUUCAGCACAUGGCAACCUGGAAAAACACUGCACUUUGGGAUUUGAUGAAGUGCAUUCAAUUCUACAUGACGAAGUAAGCAAACCUGAUUAUCCAGAAGCAGAACAGACUGAAGAAGAUAAUGCAAUUAUGUGGUUCGUUGAUUUUCACAUGGAUAAGGAGCUGCAAAAUAACAUUGACUUCGUGAAUGAGCCAGUUCUGGCAUCAGAGGCUUUAAAAAUCAGCUCUGAAAUGUCCGAGGCAGCAGAAGUCCAGGGUGGAAGUGAUCUCAAUCCUGGGGCUAAAAUAGAGCCCAUCAAAGAAGAGGCCGGUGCUGAAAUUGCAAAAUCAGAUGAUGUUUCGUUUGGUGGCUCUCAAAGCUCUGAAAUGUUCGAGGCAGCAGAAAUUCAGGGUGAAAAUGAUCUCAUAUCUGGAGCUAAAACCGAGUCCAUUGCAAAAGAUGCUGAUUAUGAAAUCUCAAAAUUAGAUUAUGUUUCAUUUGGUGGCUCUCAAAGCUCUGAAAUGUUCGAGGCAGCAAAAGUCCAGGGUGAAAAUGAUCUCAAUUCUGCAACUAAAACAAAGUCCAUUGCAGAAGAUUAUCUUUCAUUUGGUGGCUCUCAAAGCUUAGUAACAGUAGAUGCUACCAUGGAUGGGUCAGAAGAUAGACAUUCGAACGUGCAGAACAUGUUUGGAAUCUUUCUCGUUAUCCUGACUCUUGCGGUGGCUUCAGCCAUGUUGCAUACGAAAAAAGCAAAAAAGUCUACCACAAAUGCUCCCAUCCCGAUGGAUCAACAACUGGCUAAGAAAUCGAUAUCAAGCUCAGUAUCACCCGAAGUCGAGCAAACAAAUCAAGAGAGGCGUUCUUCUGAAAAUUGGCCUACUGAAGUUGAUAUUGUUGCAGAGUCAUGUCCCUCAGAUGAGAUGAGUUCUUUUCAGAAGAGCUCAUCCCAUAGCAUAAGAGAUGAGGCUCAAAGCUGGCAUGAUAGGAAGCCUGGGAGGAACUAUAAAAGAGAAUCCCUUGCUUCUUCAGACUACUCAUUAGAUUCACUUUCCUAUGGCAGUUUUACCACGUAUGAGAAAAUUCCCUACAAGCAUGGUGAAGAGGAAACAGUAACUCCAGUUAGGCGUUCUAGCAGAAUUAGAAAGCAGGUCACCUCUCCGUGACAAAGACUGUCUGUCUUUGUCUUCAGUCACUCUCGGCUGUGGCUCUACAUUUCCAUGAUGUGACUGGCAGCUUGUGUUUGGACAGUUCACAAUUCCAUUAGUUGGAAUUUGACACCUUGUUUUUAGGUCUUUGUCUUCAGCGUUCAGCCACUCUCGGCUGUGGCUCUACAUUUCCAUGAUGUGACUGGCAGCUGUGUUUGGACAGUUCAACUCCAUUAGUUGGAAUUUGAACACCUUGUUUUUUUAGACAGUUGUAGUUUUUUGAACAGCUUGUUUUAGGCAGUUCAGUUUCAAUUGGCAGUAAUUUGAACAGAAUUGUUUAGGCAUUCCAUUGAUUAUAACCAAUCUCCAUUGCUAUGUGACUUGCAGAUUAUUGCCA
Molecule: messenger RNA, 3536 nt
Organism: Malania oleifera
Lineage: Eukaryota; Viridiplantae; Streptophyta; Magnoliopsida; Santalales; Ximeniaceae
Exons: 3
Coding region: 191-3157 (988 amino acids)
Source: RefSeq, a predicted model, not a curated record